Messenger RNA from Apis laboriosa (Himalayan honeybee), 717 nucleotides. It is a transcript of the gene lin-52, whose product is annotated as protein lin-52 homolog. Gene Ontology annotation, biological process: regulation of DNA-templated transcription. Gene Ontology annotation, cellular component: DRM complex. The record is from RefSeq and is a predicted model, not a curated record. NCBI's taxonomy places the organism in Eukaryota, Metazoa, Arthropoda, Insecta, Hymenoptera, Apidae. The coding region runs from base 185 to 532 and encodes 115 amino acids. The transcript is spliced from 6 exons.
AAAACAACUCGAGAUAGGUGUAGAACGCGAUAUUCAACGACAAGAACGGAAUAAAUUAAAAUCGCUGUUGAAACAACAAACACAAUUGGCGGAUCAGUUACCAUCAAAAAACGAACAAAAUCUUCAAACCUUAUAACAUUAAUUUCACUGUUGACUUUAGGUUAGGUUAGAUUAUACAAUAUCAAUGAACAUAAUGACUACAGAAGAACCAACAGAACCAGAUUUGAUUUGCGUAGAGGAAAGUCUUAUGAGUUUAGAAAAAUUAGAUAGAGCAUCACCGGAUUUAUGGCCUGAACAAAUUCCAGGUGUAAACGAAUUUGUAGCUCAAAAUUCACCUCAAACAGAACCAUCUGCUUGGGCUGCUGGUCUCACUCCAGAUGAUAUAAAUCAGUUACAUCAAUUAGGAAAUUUGUCAAUGGGUGGUUUAAUAUCCGAAGUAAAAAAAUUACAUGAUAUGGCAUAUCAAUUAGGAUUGGAAGAGGCAAAAGAGAUGACUCGUGGAAAAUAUUUAAACAUUUUCAAGCAUAAAUAGCAAAAAUUAGAUUAAAGAUGAUUAUAUAAUCCAUGUUACGUAUUUCUGUACAUUGACAAAGACUGAUGGAAAGCUGGUGGUUACAUUGCAGUUGGAACUAUAUGAUAAAAUACCUAACUGAAAUUUAUGUAAAUAUAUAAUUGUAAUUUUAUAUAUAAAUAUAUGAUUUAAUUAUAUAUAUAAAA